Molecule: messenger RNA, 3589 nt
Organism: Ectocarpus siliculosus
Lineage: Eukaryota; Phaeophyceae; Ectocarpales; Ectocarpaceae
Source: the annotation of a GenBank genome assembly
GGAACACGAGAUAGCAAGGAGCCUGACGAGGAGGAGGAAUGCUGAAGUUACCCUGAUCAAGUUGUAAGAACGUAAGAAGACGCGAGGAAGGGAGGAAGGAGGCUGUGGGGCAACAGACGACACAGGAUCCAUGAAGCGAGGAGUAUCUGAUACCGGGGCGGCCACCUCUCCCGGCCCCUCGAAGCUGCAGAAGACCUCUUCGGGAUCAGAUGGAGACAACGGAGGCCCCGAUGCUAAGUCUAUCCUCCAGCAGCAGAACCACGAGCUUGCGGUUGACAUGCGCCGAAGAAAGCGGCAGGAGGCCGAGCUGGAGAAGAAGCUUACCCAGGCUUGGGCUCGGCAGGGGCACUUCGAUGCGACGCUGUCGUCCGUAAAUCGCGCAUGGCGCCAGGUGCUGUCGGACCUCAGCACGGCAGCCGGUGAACUGGGGCUAGGCCCUCGACCUCUGAACGUGACCGUAGCUCCCGGGGGUGAUGACAAGGAUGAUGACGAUGAUGACGAAAACAAGGAGGAAGGAGAAGUGAUCAUGGUCAGCGUUAAGGACGGACUCUCAGUGCCAGUGGAGGGGCAAGAACCGGCUUCCGAGCUGUCCAUCAUGCAGAAGCUGAUCAUGCCUGCCUCGGAGGUCCUCGCCAUGGAUGCCACGGAGUUUUCCUGCGGAGAUCGCUUGCUCAAGGGGAUGGGGAAGAAGCCCGAGAAGAGCGAGGAGGCGGCCAGUUCCCGAGAACGCCUCGCAGGCAUGGCCGGCACCAGCAACGCCUUCUACGACCUCGACACCGACGGGUACGGCCUCAAGAGCCGGGAGAGCGUCAAGGCGGAGGCGGCGACCGACAUAGCAGAGCUGGACAAGGCCCUGAAGGAGAAGGCGAGGUUCACCGGCGAGCUGGCGGGGAGGCUGUUUCAGGCACUGCAGGCUCACCUGAUGGCCCUGCCGCCCGAGUCGCGGAAGGACACUCUUGACAAAGCGCAGCUGGAGAUGGUGGGCAAGAAGAAGAGGCUGGAGGCGGAGAGGGAUUUCCUCAGCGAUGAGCUGACGCAGGCGAGGAAACGGUGCAUGGAGUUGUCGGAGUCGGUGACCUCCCUUCGAGAGAACUGCCGCAAGGCUAACCGCACUCUGGACAAGCUCGCGGCAGACGGGGUGAUCGUCGAAGUUCCGUCGGAAAAGGGCACCUCAGGCACUGGGGGGAGGAGAGGCAGCGCCGAAGGCGGGGCUGCAGGGCUAGGUGGUGGAGCGGGUUCGACGUACUCUGUUGGCACCGGUUACAAGCGAGGCGUCAACGGGGCCGGGGAUGUGGAGGAUCUUCUUGCCGCCCUCGAGGAGGCACAGACCUUGGCAGAGACAAGGCUGAAGGAGAUGGAGAGGUGGAGGACCGAGAAGACAGAGGCUGAGCGAGAGCUGACCCAGUUCAAGGCCAGCACGGAGCUAGAGACAAAGAAGGCUGAUCUAUCCGGGCACCCACAAUUUCAGAGGUUGUCGACCCAGUUGGAAGCGGAGCAGGACAUGCUGAAGCUGGAGAAGGCAAGGGUGACCGAGCUUGAAGGGCAGAUCAAGCAGAUGUCGGGCCAGGUGGAGCAGCACGAGAUGGCGCUGCAGCAGCAGAUGGAGCAGCAGCGCCUCCGGUGGAAGUCGGAGAUCGUCUCGAGCAACAGCAUGCUCAACACGGCCCACGAGGACCUCGACAAGGCCCAGGGGAAGCUGAAGCACGAGCAGCGGUUCGGGUCGGGGAUGCUGAAGAGCGUUACCAUCGCGAAAGAAGAGGCCGAACGCCUCCUGAAACAGACGGAGCAGCAGGUUUCCAUCCUCAAGGCGUCUUUGGAUAGGGCCACCAAGGCCAAAGAGCACGCGGAGGCUCAGGCUGCGAAGGAUCGGGCAAGGCUGGAGCGGCAAGGGGCAUCAGCGGGAGCGGGCGGGGGGGGUGGAAGGGAAGACGAGAACCUGAGGGCGAAACUCGCGGACUCUCUGCGGCAGCUGGAGGGUUCCAAGGCCAUCGAGGACGCCCUGCAGUCGGAGCUCAACACCACUCUGGCGGCCUACGCACAGUCCAAAGAGGGGAACCAGAAGCUUGUACAGGAAAUGACCCGCAUCAGCGCCAGCCGGAAGGAGCUAAGCGAUGAGGUUACCUCUACCAAGGCCCAGCUCAAGAACCGUGCUAAAGUCAGGGCAACGAUGGAGUUGCAGAUCAAGACGGCUAUGCAGAUGCGGGAUCAGGGGCACGCUUUGAAGCAAAAGGCGCUAGAUCUCGUUGCCGAAGCGGAAGAAAAGGUGCAGCACGAGAGAAAGCAGAACCUUGAGCUUGCCCGGGAAGUACACACGGAAAAGGCGCACGCUGACAGGGCCAGGCAAGAGGUGGACUUUCUCACGCAAACCAAGCAGGCGGUGGAGACAGCUCACAGCGCUUUGAAGGUGCACUGCGAGCAGCUCAACUCUAAGGUGGGGAAGGUGGAGGAGGAGGUCAACUCCACCAAGGAGCAGGUGGCGACCCUCACGAGAAGGCUUGAGAAGUCUCGGAGCCUGAACGCCAAGCUGGUGGAGCAAGUGAAGGAGACGGCCAAGAACACAAAUAGCCUCAGCAAGGUGGAGGAGGAGGACAACGAGAUGAGGGAUGCCGAGCUAGGCGAGCUCCGAAAGAUGAUCAAGUGCUCCGUGUGCCAGGACAAGAAAAAGAACAGGGUCAUCACCAAGUGCUUCCACAUGUUCUGCGACGGGUGCCUCGAGAAGAGCAUCAAGAGUCGAAACCGCAAGUGCCCAGCGUGCGGAAAGGUGUACGCCCCAGACGAUGUGCACGAGCUUUGGCUCACGUGAGAGGGAGAGAAACAGAGAGGGACGUCACCUCGAGAUUCGCCUGAUUUUGUUGGUUUUCGUGCGGCGUGGAGUGGCCUUCCGGCUGCACUGCCUGUGGUCUCAAGGUGUUGAUUGAUUCCAGUGGUCUGGCGUGAGGGAGAUGGAGAUUUUAUCAUCAUGAUGGUAGAUUCAGAUUUGUAUCCUACCGCAGUAUACGGUAGAUUUCGCGUCUUCUUGUAGUAUGGAUGUGUUAACCCAAACAACAAUACAACGUGGUAUGCCGAUACAACACAAUUACAUCGGCAUCGAGCAAGCUCAGUGCGGGUCCUGGGGAGGUUGAUGUAGGCACAUCUGAUUUGCGACGUUUCUGACAGAACCUGCCUGCCGACAGAAAUACCCUUAUCAGAAAGCGCUGCCUUGUUUGCGCAUUAACUUGGCGUUGCUGCCUGUGUUGGACGCUUGCUCUAUCAAUGUCGUGCCUUCACCAAUACUUUUUUGGUCGUCGGGGUGUGUGUGUGGCAUGUUCCCGAUGUGCUUCUGGUCGCGGUAGGCAGUUCUUGUGUAUGCGUUGCGGUGAACCAAGUUUAUAUUGGUGACAAGUAUCUAAUCUGUGUAGCGUUCUCAUGCAAAUGUCGUUCGUGUUGAGCGUUCAAACGUGUUUCAGAUGACCGAGCAAGUUCAAUCGUUCUUUCCUUUGUUGUCCUACUACAGUGUGCAGUCUCUUCACAUGUUGAAGACGCUCGCUCGUGUGGUGAUUAUAUUGUAUUCCUCUGGGACGGUGAAGAAAAAGCAACAAUUUGGUACAUC